This is a messenger RNA of Musca vetustissima, 1059 nucleotides long. Its product is annotated as probable methyltransferase-like protein 15 homolog. The record is from RefSeq and is a predicted model, not a curated record. Gene Ontology annotation, biological process: rRNA base methylation. The transcript has a single exon. Gene Ontology annotation, molecular function: rRNA (cytosine-N4-)-methyltransferase activity. Lineage: Eukaryota; Metazoa; Arthropoda; Insecta; Diptera; Muscidae. Bases 1 to 1059 code for a protein of 352 amino acids.
AUGUGGCCAGCAAAAUUAAUUAGAACUUAUUGUACUGCGGCCCAAGGUAGUCGAACAGUGCCUCACAUACCGGUGUUAUGCCAAGAAGCUAUUAAGUUCUUAAAUCCCUCACAACAACAAGUUUUCAUCGAUAUGACAUUUGGUGCCGGUGGUCAUACAAGAGAAAUUCUAAAUCGUCAUAAGGAUAUUAAGGUGUAUGCAUUGGAUCGCGAUCCCGUCGCUUAUGAACUGGCAAAAGAUAUGAGUAAUGAAUAUGAAGGACGUCUCGUUCCAUUGUUGGGUAAAUUUUCCGAUUUACCUCAACUGCUAGAUGAACAUAAUGUAAAACCUCAUAGUGUAGACGGUAUGCUUUUCGAUUUUGGCUGCUCUUCAAUGCAGUUUGAUGAGGCGGAACGAGGAUUCUCCAUUUCGAAAAACGGUCCACUUGAUAUGCGUAUGGAUCGUGGACAUAACAAUUCCGAACAAAUUACCGCUGCCGAUGUUUUGGCCAAAGCCGAGGAAGCAGAUCUGGUGAAAAUUUUACGUAUAUAUGGUGAGGAGAAGGGUGCCAAAAAGAUUGCUCGGGCCAUUGUUGAAGCACGUUCGGCAUUUCACAAAAUCGAAACCACCAAACAAUUGGCCGAUUUAGUGGCAACAUGCCUGAGUGAUACACCAUAUCGUAUGGACAAAAUGCAACGUCCCACCCAUGUUGCCACGAAAACAUUUCAAGCUUUGCGUAUUUUUGUUAACAAUGAAUUAAAUGAAAUUAAUUAUGGUAUGAUUUUGGCUAAUGAAUAUCUCAAACCCGAAGGACGUUUGGUUGCCAUCACCUUCCAUUCACUCGAAGAUACCAUAGUUAAACGUCAUUUGAAUGGUAAUGUUAUUGAAGGUUUGGCCAAUCCUGUACCGCUUAAAUACUGUGGUCAUGAUGUGACACACGAUAAGGAAUUGGUAGAAUCAUUUGUAUCAUCGAAUUGGAAACAAUUGAAUAAACAUGUUCUAGUACCCAGUCAUGAGGAGGUAACACGUAACAGUCGUAGCCGUUCUGCAAAAUUGAGAGCUGCCAUCAAAUUGAAAUAG